AUGGCCGCUCUUCUCCAGACUGUAACGCCCCACGUCCGCGUCCCUCGCGCCUCUGACCGCGUGUACUGCGACGAUUGCGUCUUCUCGUUCGACUGUCCACUGCCUCCAUUGGAUAUCUAUACGAAUUUGCACUCGUUUCUCUCGUACGGGGCCUCAAGUCUCGCGUUUGACCGCAACGGCACGUCCGUCUACUUACACCAGCACCACCAGCGCAAGCUCAAUCCACGUACUGCUCAGGUCGGAAACGAAACGCCUACGAAGCUCGCGAUUGGCGGCGAUGGAGGCUUUGCCGUCGAUGAACGGGUCCGCAUGCCUCUAGACGAUCCAGAUGUCCUUUUGGAGAUCAAACAAGCGGCUGAGGCUGUGCUGCACCAUGUAGGAAACACUGUCAGUGAGGAGGUGGCGUCCUGGCAGGAGGAACUCAAGCUUUCCAAGUACGCAGAGCAUCUAGAGCAGCUAUCGUCUCCGCCACAGAUUGCGUCAAACCCAUUGGCGUGGAAGUGUCAAGACCCUCAGUGUGAUAAACAAGAGAACUUGUGGCUCAACCUCUCGGACGGCUACAGUGGUUGUGGGCGACAGAACUGGGAUGGAUCGGGUGGAUGUGGUGCUGCACUGACGCACUUUAGCGAGACGGGAGGAAAGUACCCACUGGCUGCCAAGUUGGGUACGAUUACAGCAGAAAGAGGCGACGUGUACAGCUAUGCACCUGACGAAUAUGACAUGGUCAAGAACACGCACUUGGAUCGACAUUUGGAACACUUUUGCAUCAAUGUCAACUAUUCACGCAAGACGGACAAGUCGAUGAAUGAACUACAAGUGGGGCUGAAUCUCUCGCAUGAGUUUGACGCUGUGGUGGAGGUCGGAAAGAAACUUGUACCCGUGUCAGGGGCAGGGUACAUUGGGUUCAAGAACUUGGGCAACACACUUACGGACCGAUACAAGAAGCAAUACCGAACGCUCGAGGACAGCAGCAAGAAUGUUGGAGAGGACGACAUUCGCAACAUUGAUCUACGACCCACAACUUUCCGUGCUCUUGUCGGCAAAGGCCACGCCGACUUCUCGACGGGCCAGCAGCAAGAUGCUGUGGAGUAUUUGCAGUAUCUUUUGUACUUUAUGACUCGAAUCGAGCGUGUAAGCACGACCCGCUUAGGACCGCUUUCUGCAGGUGGCAGUGCCACCAGUGCGGAGCUGCCGACUGCAAGUUUGUUCAAGCUCAAGCUAGAAGACGGUGUGCAGUGUAUUGCUUCGAGUAAAGUCAAAUACGUGCUGCGCGACAUGGUCUUGCGGUUGCAAAUUCCCCUGGAGGCAGCCACGAACGCGACACAGGUGACUGCAUACCAGGUGCUAGAGCAAAAGCGCUAG
Messenger RNA from Hyaloperonospora brassicae, 1362 nucleotides. The record is from the annotation of a GenBank genome assembly. NCBI's taxonomy places the organism in Eukaryota, Oomycota, Peronosporomycetes, Peronosporales, Peronosporaceae.